Molecule: messenger RNA, 3096 nt
Organism: Bactrocera latifrons
Lineage: Eukaryota; Metazoa; Arthropoda; Insecta; Diptera; Tephritidae
Gene: sigmar
Product: tumor necrosis factor alpha-induced protein 8-like protein
Exons: 4
Coding region: 11-643 (210 amino acids)
Biological process (GO): regulation of apoptotic process
Cellular component (GO): cytoplasm
Source: RefSeq, a predicted model, not a curated record
UGACAGCAAAAUGGCAGCGGAAGGCUUGCGUCAAUGUCUGCUGCUAUGGAGCGUCGACUAUUGGAAUCUAGAAGUUAUGGCUGACAGUGCUUUCAAGUCGCGUGACAUUGGCUUGCGUGCCCAGAAGAAGAUCCUCUCGCGCAUGGCCACCAAGAAUAUAGCGAAAACCUUUAUUGACGGCACAACAGCAUCGCUUCUUGAUAAUUUAUAUCGCCUUUGUAAAAUGCAUACGGGCAACAAAGUUAAAGCGGAGAAGCUGAUAAAAAAUAUAAUAAAAAUUGUUAUCAAAAUUGGUGUCCUACAUCGAAAUAAUCAAUUCAGUGCCGACGAACUGAAGGAUGCGGAAGUCUUUAAGCGGAAGUUUCAAAAUACACAACUCGCCGUGAUUUCCUUCUAUGAAGUAGAUUACAGUUUCGACCUGCCGUAUCUGCAAAAGUCUAUUGCUGAAUCACAUGCCGCCCUCAAGUCAAUUGUUCAACGACAUCUCACCGAAAAGUCAYUAAAUCGCAUCGAUGAAGUCUUUAACUUUUUCGGUGAUACCGCACUCUUAGAGACCGCCUUCAAACCCAAUUCGCCAUAUCGCGAAUUAAUGGGYAAAAUUGUCAGCGACAUAAAUACUGCCAUGGAAGCGGGAGACAUGUAAGUAAGCGUGUGCGCCGUAUGUGUGCAACACAAAUUUGUAUUAUGGACACUUUGACACGCUUACACACUCAACUCCUCGUCUUGUCUCGUCUCGUCCAAAGGACUGCAAAGUACUUUAAUCGUGGCGGCAAAAAGCGAAAAUGUGAACGCAAAUGAAAGGCUUAAAUGGAAUUUAGGUCAUUAGUAUGGAACAAGAAACCAAAAAUAAUAUAUAUAAUAACAAUAAAAUAAAUUACAGCACUUUUAUCGAAUACGCUUGUCUUAAAUAUUAUAAAAAAAAAGAAAAAAAAACAUAAAAAAAUAAUGAUGAACGUUAUGCUAAAUAUAUUCACGCUAACAAAUAAUAACAGAUGUGACAGGCGUUAUUGAUGUAUUUAUGUAUUUAUUUAUGAAUUAUAAUGGCGUUGAUUAUGUCAUUGCCGAUAAUUGUGUUAUGAUAAUACGAAUAUUUUUGAUGCUAUUGAUUGAGCAUUCUAAUGUUAACAGCGUUAUUGAUAAAUUCUAUCGAUAACAAUGAUAAUAAUAUUUAUUAUAAGCUAGUAAAUAUGAAACAAGCAAACAAAAAAAUAAUUUUUGAACGAUUAUUUUUCUAUGGUGAUAUUAAAUAAAUAAAUAAMUAAAAAACAACUAGCACAUAAAAUGAAAUGAAGACAACAACAAGGAAUAUGCACAAGUGCUAAACUAUUGGUACAUAUUGAAAAGAAAGCAUUUAAAGACAACAAAGCGCAAAUGUACAACGUAAAUAAUAUUAUCGUUUAUUUUAGUGCGAAUAUUUUGAUUAAAAAAUGUAAUAAUUUUGAAGGACUUGAAAUAUAUAUAUUUUUUUUUAUUUACUAAAAUGCGAUACAGAAUUAAAAUACUUUCGGUUAAGUUGCAAGAAGUUCCUUAAAUAUCCAUUCAUUAACAUAAAUAAUUUGUUUCAAUCAGCGAAGAUCGAAAUUUGUCAAUUAUUAAUAUUAUCAUUAAUAUUGCUUUCGCGUUACCUACGUAUUAUAACCUAACCACUCAAAUUAAACGAAAAUAUUAUUCAUGYGUACAAUGGAAUUGCAAUAACAUUUUGGCGUCCUGUUCGUUUAUUGAUUGUUGUAUCAAAUGUAUUGUUAUUAUGUAGACUAAGCAGAAAGUUUAAGAAGCUAAAAUAAAAAAUAAAAAAACAAAUCGUAAUGCAUUCACAGGUUGCAAAGUUGCACAAAUUUAACAACAACAAAAAAGACAAAGUUCUGAAAAACUAAGUAAAAAAUAAUAAAAGCAAAACUUUUAUCUAAAUUAACUACUAUACAUAUGUAUUAGGUACRCAUGUGUGUACAUAGUUUCAAUACUAUUUUUAUACUACGACAUAUGUACAAGUCAAUGCAACUGAAAAUUAAAAUGAAAAUGAAAACUCUGCAAAAGCUCAAUUAUUGUCUGAGCAUUAGGGACUUUUUCAACGUAGUAAAGACUCAUUACACGGCAAAAAAUUUAAACUAAAAAUUUACCAUAAAAAUAUGUAAUUAUAUACGUUUGUAAACUACUAUGCUAGUGUAUAUGUAACUAUGUAUUUUAAAGGACUACGCAAAUUAUAAUAUCAAUUUUKUAUUUUCUAUACUAAAUGACUAAAUAUGAGUUAACUAAACUAAACUUAACUAAUAUUAAGAGUUUUCGAGCUAACAAAUUGAGCCUUUUGCGCGUUAUAAGCAUUAUAUUGAAAGAACGUUACCAAUAAUGCCACUGACUAUUGAAACUUCGUGGCUUUCGUGAAGUAUUUACUACGCUAAAUUAAAAACUCUUAAAAUAAAAAAUAAAAUAUUUGGCUGCAUAAGUAURUGUAUUUAAAAUAUUCGAAGCACCUUUUAAAACAUUGCAAGGCUAAUGUACUUAAUUAAUGAAGUUGAAAUAGAUACAACUGCGCCGAUCAAWCAUUGAUCUCGUAUGAAAGCCAAGGAUUUUAGGCUCAGCUUAUUACAAAGACAUUUUCUCAGCCAUACAAUUUAUUAAAGCGCUGGCAAAUACUACUAUAAUAAUAAUUUAGCUGAAAUCUGAAAUGCUUAGCAGAGUAAUGCAUUUAAAAAAAAAAAUUCAAUGGCAUUCACAAAAAAGUAACAUGACGUUAGAGCAAUAAAUCGAGACAUUUUAGAGUUUGUUUUUACAUUGAUAUUCGUAAACAAAAAUUAAAAAAUAACGUUGUACGGAAGUGAAAUUAUGUGUAUAUAAUUUUUUUUUUUUAACUCGGUAAUUGAACUUCAAAUGUAAUUCUUGAUUUUUCUCGUUCUCAAAUUGAAUUUUKCAUUAUUUACGUGGAAAAACUUGUAUUUGGAAUCUAUAGUACUUUAUUGGUCUUUAAUAUUUCCUUUUUUCCAAUAUACGCUAUGUGUAGUUCUAUUAUUAAAAGCAAUGCAUCACAUUCCAUGAGCUUAUGCAAGCUAAGGUAUAGAAUUUUCGUUAAUUGCACAUAUAAACACUUAAUGUUUCCAUAUC